AUGGCACAUAGUUCAGACCUCGAGGGUAGCAACAACGCCCAGCUGGAUGACAGUCAGCCCGGCUCGACCAGCAGUUCCGAGCCGUCUCCGGCGGACAGCACCCAGGAGCACAAUGGCCCCAACGAACCCCAGCCUGAGUAUGCGACGGGCCUCCGACUGGUCCUCAUCAUGUUUACCAUCUUCGUGAGCACCAUCCUCGUCUCUCUAGAGAUCGGGAUCAUCUCGACCGCCAUUCCCGGCAUCACCAACGCAUUCCAUCGGCUCAAUGAUGUGGGCUGGUACGGAAGCGCGACGUUCAUUCUCGCAGCCUCGGCCUCGCCGCUCUGGGGCAAGCUGUUUAAAUACGUCAACGUCAAGUGGGCUUAUCUCAGUGCGGUGGUGAUCUUCUUAGUGGGCAGUGUGGGUUGGGGCGCCUCUGGCGUCCUCGGAGGCACUCUCAUCAUCAUCAACUAUGUGUCCCCGCCUCGGAAUCAUCCGCUGCUGAUCGGGGCGUGGAUGGCGUGCUUCAUGCUAUCGACGAUUCUAGGACCGGUAAUUGGCGGUGCAUUUACUAGCGGAGUCUCCUGGCGAUGGUGUUUCUGGAUCAACUUGCCCGUGGGUGGUCCGAUUAUAAUUCUGCUGCUGUUGUUUCUUCGCAUCCCCACGCAUAUCGAGAGCGUCCCGGCUACGUGGAAGGAGAUUCUUCUCAUGCUGGAUCUCCCGGGUUUCUGCCUGAUUCUCGUCUCUAUGGUGUGCUUGACGUUGGCGUUGCAAUGGGGCGGGCAGACUAAAGCAUGGAACGACGGCUCGGUCAUUGCGACCUUGGUCCUUUGGAUCGUCCUGACCAUUGCUUUCUUCGUGACCGAAUGGCUACAGGGCCCCCGCGCUAUGGCUCCCUUUCACAUUCUCAAACAGCGCACGACGUGGAGUAAUGCCCUGUUUUGCCUCGUUUCCUACGCCGCCCUCUACCAAGUCAUGUUCUACCUCCCGAUCUACUUCCAAUCGAUCCACGGGCAAUCCGCCGUCAAAAGCGGCGUUAACACCCUCCCCUUCCUCGCCCUGUUCGCCGUCGGAGCCGUGGUGAGCGGUGCCGUCAUCGGCAAGUCUCGCUAUACGCAACCCUACGAGCUUCUCGGGGCCCUUAUUAUGACCGCCGGCAUGGCCCUCAUCUACACCCUGGAUGUCCAUUCCUCCCAGGCCAGGUACAUUGGGGCUGAGGUGCUUUUCGGGUUCGGCAUUGGGAUCAGCAACCAGAUCCCUAUGACCGCCGUCCAGGGCUUCUCAAAGCUUGAAGAUGUGUCUAGCGCGACGGGAAUCAUGGUUAUGUGCCAAGCUCUUAGCGGCGCCUAUUUCGUUGUUAUAGCGCAAUCGCUCUUCGCGAAUCGCAUGCUCCAGACUGUUCUUACUAGUGCCUCCCACCUUGAUCCGGCCUUGGUCCUGGGUACCGGCGCUUCCGAACUCAAGACCGUGUUCAGUGGGGACGAUCUGAAAGAGGUGAUCGCCGCAUAUAUGGUGGGCAUCAAGGACGUGUUUGCGUUUGCGCUGGCGUGUGCGGCUUUUUCGGUCCUCUUGACGCUUAUCAUCCCCUUGAAGCAGUUGCCCGAUCAUGGGAAGAAACCGGCGACAGAGGCAAAGCCUGCAACCGAGGCUGCAAAAGCAGAGAAGGCUGAAGGGGUCGAUGCGGUGAAGCGAGUGGUUGGUUAG
This is a messenger RNA of Aspergillus terreus NIH2624, 1683 nucleotides long. RefSeq names its product MDR family MFS transporter. Gene Ontology annotation, biological process: transmembrane transport. The transcript has 4 exons. NCBI's taxonomy places the organism in Eukaryota, Fungi, Ascomycota, Eurotiomycetes, Eurotiales, Aspergillaceae. The record is from RefSeq and is a predicted model, not a curated record. The coding region runs from base 1 to 1683 and encodes 560 amino acids. Gene Ontology annotation, molecular function: transmembrane transporter activity.